This is a messenger RNA of Bufo bufo (common toad), 1163 nucleotides long. It is a transcript of the gene BAD, whose product is annotated as BCL2 associated agonist of cell death. Gene Ontology annotation, biological process: apoptotic process. Bases 216 to 665 code for a protein of 149 amino acids. NCBI's taxonomy places the organism in Eukaryota, Metazoa, Chordata, Amphibia, Anura, Bufonidae. The transcript has 5 exons. The record is from RefSeq and is a predicted model, not a curated record.
UAUUGUGAGAGAAACCCGGAAGGAAAGAGAAAAGUAAACACAGCUUGUGGGGGAGGAGAUAAGUAGGAGUCGGUGAGCCGGGGGCAGCAGAGGUCUGCGGGAGAAGCUUCUGAUUCCUGCACAGAGCUUAGACAGACCUGGUCCAGCUUCUAUCUUACAUACGUGGUGAGAAGUUGCACGUAACAUCUUUGUCAUCUUGUUUCCUGGUAAUACAGAUGGCAGACUCAUCUCCAUCCCCAGUGUUUUCCAUAGCGGAGUUCCCACCAAACGAGGAGAAAGGUGAAGCCCUCCUAGGAACAAAUCCUCCAUCCUAUAGAGGAGUAGAAGGACAUCGGAGUUCUCCAAACCUGAGACGGGUCAAAGGAAAAGAACCUCGCACUCGGACAGAAUCUGCCUCAGAGGCACAGGAGAUGGACCACGUGGGAGAGCUCAACCAGUUCCGCUCACGUUCCCGCUCUGCUCCAUCUUCCCUAAUGGUUGCUGCUCGGUAUGGACGAGAGCUGAGAAGAAUGAGUGAUGAAUUUGACCAAAGCUUCACGGGUCUUCCUCGUCCUAAAAGUGCAAAUGCAGCUGCUGAGAUGACCAGAAACAAGAGUUUCCGGGAAAUGUUUUUUAGUUUAUUACGAUGGAAAGACAAAAGCGAAUCAGAGAGUGAGAAGAAUUGAACCUGGUCCGGUGGAGCGCAGUAAGCUGCAACAGAGGUUUCUAUACUCUUCACUACUGCAGAGGACAAUUGCAGCUACUUUACUAGAAGAUGGACUGCACUACUGAGAGGAAUUUAUCUGCAUGAAGUCUUGCAAGAAGUGGGCAUCCCACGAGAAUAUACUCUAAACUUUUCCAAUGUGCCACUAUUCAUAUUUAAUAUUUUUUUGCAUUUCAAAACGAACAAAGCAGAUUUUAUAAGGGGAGCACAGAACAAUGAAAUGUGACUUGUGAGGUGUUUUAUAUUAUCGUUUUGUUUCACAGGCCGACCUCCGAAAUUAUUUUAAAGGAGGAAUGUGGUUCUUUUGUACAGCAUUGGAAGCAGCUGUUUCAUUUCUAUCAUGGCUACUUUCACAGAUCCGUAAAAACGCUUCCGUUACAAUAAUACAACCCCAUGCAUCCGGUUGUAUUAUGUCUUCUAUAGCCAAGACAGAUCUGUCAUGAACUCCAUUGAAAGUCAA